Molecule: messenger RNA, 2332 nt
Organism: Carica papaya (papaya)
Lineage: Eukaryota; Viridiplantae; Streptophyta; Magnoliopsida; Brassicales; Caricaceae
Product: SAND family protein
Biological process (GO): protein targeting to vacuole; vesicle-mediated transport
Source: RefSeq, a predicted model, not a curated record
UGCAACGGGCAAAUCAGACCCGAUCGCAGCAAUUCGGGUUGGUGGCACCUACUGGUCAGAGACGGAGCCUGUCAGUCAGUCUUCUUCGCGUCGACGCACAGCCAAUAUGCAGAAUUAAAGCAAUAAUCGGUAAAUAUAGGAAAGCUCUCACUGUCUCAAUUUUCAACAAAUGAAACUCGAAGAAAAUCUCGCAUCGUAACAGUUUUUCCCAAAUUGUAAAAGUCUAAUGUCUUUUGUUUCCGCCUCUUCCUCUUCGGCCUCCGUGGAUGGUCUCACUGAGCAUAAUCCGAAGCCUGUUGGCGAUCAAUUGGCUUCUAUGGUAUUGGCCGCGAGUGAUACCGUCAGCGACCAUGGGGAGGACGAGGCCGAUAGUGGAUUAUCAGGGAAUCAAGAGGUGGCUAAUGGAUUGGUGAACAGAGACGUCAACGGCGAGAGGAUGGAGAAUUCGAGAGAUCAGGUAGUUGAGAGUAGCAGCGGAGGAGGAGGUGUGCUGUGGAGAAGGACGAAUUCGGAGUUGGAAGUGGAGGAGGAGGGUCCGUCUAGCCCCAGCAGCAGCGGUUAUGCCGGAGAAAGAGGGAGUAGCAGCGCUACCAGUGCCUCCAGGAUUGACGAGGCCAGUGAGGAUGAGAUACAGGAAGUAGCGACCGCUGAGGAUUCGCAGCAGGUACCUGCUUGGAUGCCGGGAAAACGCCAUAUCGAUGAGGAUGAUGCUUCUAUAUCAUGGAGAAAAAGGAAGAAGCAUUUCUUUAUUCUGAGUCACUCUGGCAAGCCAAUAUACUCUAGAUAUGGAGACGAGCACAAGCUAGCGGGAUUUUCAGCAACUCUGCAGGCCAUUAUUUCCUUUGUGGAGAAUGGGGGAGACAGGGUGAAAUUGGUUAGGGCAGGAAAGCACCAGGUAGUCUUUCUUGUGAAAGGACCAAUUUACUUAGUUUGCAUCAGCUGCACAGAGGAGCCUUAUGAUUCAUUAAGGGGGCAAUUGGAGCUUAUAUAUGGUCAGAUGAUACUUAUUCUAACAAAGUCCAUAAAUAGAUGUUUUGAGAAGAAUCCGAAGUUUGACAUGACGUCUUUGCUUGGAGGAACAGAUGUUGUAUUCUCUUCUCUCAUCCAUUCAUUUAGUUGGAAUCCUGCCACAUUUCUUCAUGCAUACACUUGCCUUCCUCUUGGCUAUGCUACAAGGCAGGCUGCGGGUGCUAUAUUGCAAGAUGUUGCUGAUUCAGGUGUCUUAUUUGCAAUAUUAAUGUGCAAACACAAGGUGGUCAGUCUUGUAGGUGCACAAAAAGCAUCCCUUCAUCCUGAUGAUAUGCUGUUACUUGCCAACUUUGUUAUGUCAUCGGAAUCAUUUAGGACAUCUGAAUCUUUCUCACCAAUAUGCUUGCCGAGAUACAAUCCCAUGGCCUUUCUGUAUGCAUACGUCCACUAUUUUGAUGGGGAUACGUACUUGAUGUUGCUCACUACCAGUUCGGAAGCCUUUUAUCAUCUCAAAGAUUGCAGGAUUCGUGUUGAAACGGUACUUUUGAAGUCAAAUGUUCUGAGCGAAGUGCAAAGAUCAAUGAUAGAGGGUGGCAUGCGUGUUGAAGAUUUGCCAACUGAUCCACUGUCUCGUUCUGGAUAUCCAUCUCCUCACCUAGGCCAGCCCAGGCUUCCAACAGAUUCUCCUGAACCAUUUGUUGGUGUUGGUGGUCCUGCUGGACUUUGGCACUUCAUAUACCGCAGUAUAUAUCUGGAUCAAUAUGUAUCUUCAGAAUUUUCACCACCAAUUAACAGUCACCAACAGCAAAAAAGAUUAUAUAGGGCUUACCAGAAACUGUAUACUUCUAUGCAUGAUAAAGGAAUUGGGCCCCACAAAACUCAAUUUAGAAGGGAUGAAAACUAUGUUCUACUCUGCUGGGUGACACCAGAUUUUGAACUCUAUGCAGCAUUUGAUCCACUAGCUGACAAGGCUUUGGCUAUAAAGACGUGCAAUCGUGUCUGUCAGUGGGUAAGAGACGUGGAGAAUGAGAUUUUUUUGCAAGGAGCAAGCCCCUUUUCAUGGUGAUGUGCCAAAUCAUUGUACAACAACAGCUUGUAUUCUAUCUUUUCUCAUUAUUGAAAUCCCACACGACUGCUUUGUGGACUCACAUUUUUCUCUCUCACAAAUACCAAUAGUUUUUUAUUUGUUAAUUUGUAUAACUAACUGUCUAAAGACAUGCUCCAUCUUGCCUCUCAUCAUAAGCUUGUCCUAGAGCAAUUCUGAAUUAUUUAGAGAUUCAGUAUUUGAUUGUAAUAACCAGAACCCUGAGCCAUUGGACAGGCUAAAUUUUGCCACCAAAUCCCUUGGAAAAUUCUUGUCAAA